AGCCUCGAGAAUUCCAGACCUAAAAGGGCAGAAACAACAAAACCGAGGCUGCUCAGCCGGAAGAACUCUCUCAAAUUUCAGUCGUCCUCGAACCCCUCAGCAAGCGGCCGGCUCUCUGCUGGUGUCUGUCUCGGGCGGUUUUGCGAUCAAUCUCUCAGAAUGGCGAUGCCAAUGAAACCUGGAAAGGUCGGAGUGGAAGAGGCCGUUGAGACCGUCCACCGUAUUCGGAUCACUCUUUCCUCCAAAAACGUGAAGAACCUCGAGAAGGUGUGCGCCGACUUAAUCAAGGGUGCUAAGGACAAGAGGCUCAAAGUGAAGGGACCAGUGCGUAUGCCUACCAAGGUUUUGCACAUCACCACCAGGAAGUCUCCUUGUGGAGAAGGUACCAACACCUGGGACAGGUUUGAAUUGCGCGUGCACAAGCGUGUGAUCGAUCUCCACAGCCCUUCGGAAGUGGUUAAGCAGAUCACUUCUAUCACUAUUGAGCCUGGUGUUGAGGUUGAGGUUACCAUCGCUGAUGUUUAAUUCAGCGUCACAUUGUACUUCUUCUGGUGCUAUGAGCAUUAUAAUAUAGCAUCCUUCUUCUCACAUUGCCUGUUAA
Physcomitrium patens is the source of this 601-nucleotide messenger RNA. RefSeq names its product small ribosomal subunit protein uS10z/uS10x. Lineage: Eukaryota; Viridiplantae; Streptophyta; Bryopsida; Funariales; Funariaceae. Gene Ontology annotation, cellular component: ribosome; small ribosomal subunit. The record is from RefSeq and is a predicted model, not a curated record. Gene Ontology annotation, molecular function: RNA binding; structural constituent of ribosome. Gene Ontology annotation, biological process: translation.